GUUCCCCUCCCCCAAUUCCCCAACACUGUUCCCUUCCCCCAAUUCUCCAAUUAAAAAAAAAAAGAAAGAAAGCAGCUGCUUUAUGAAUGGCUUUCUCCCCCGCCCCUCCACCCCUGCCCCAGUCUCUACCAAUCAAAUUUUAUUAUUUAAUUUAAUUCUUUAAAUCUGCACUGACUCUCCUCCAUCUCAUUUGCCAGGGUCACAGUGUGAUUCCCCAUGCAGCCCAGCAGAGGGGCACAGAGAGUGUGUGCCCAGCAGUGCCCUCCGCGAGGCCCUUUACCAGUGUCUCUCGCGGAACCACACGUUUACUGUCUCCCUGUAUUCAUUUAUUCUCUGGUUAAGUCGAGUAUUGAUUACUGAAUACCCACUCUAAGCUAGGUAGAAAAAUAGAGUGUGCUUCGGAAACUCUUAGUCCGUUUUCAGCCGUUAGCACAUUUCCAGCUUCAAGAGCCCUCUCUCUGCUCCCAUUAGGUCACGAUGUCUGAUUCCGAGAUGGCUAAAUUUGUGUUCUGAGCUUAUUGUGACUCUUCCGGCAUUAUUCGGGGAGCAGAGUAGAGGCCACUAUCCUCUGUCCUGAUCAGGUGGCCCGGCUCUCAGCUUCUUUGGACUCCUGUGCUCCAAAGCCACUAGGAGCCUGAAGAGACCCAACAGAUCCUGGUUCUGGAGUGUUCUGGACCUAAGACUUCACGGACACUCUUCCCCAAAGCCAGCAGCACUGCGUUAAGAGCCCAGGCUCUGUCCCUGGCCUUAGCGGGUCUAUCAGUUUCUUGUCCAUGUCAUCCUCUUGCUCAUGUUAAGAGGAAGUGUGAACUUCUGACGCCAGCUGCCGUGAACCAUGUGUCUUUUGGCAAAGACACUGCGUCUCUUUGGGUCUCCCUUUCCCCGCCUGUAAUGCUAAGGGCCUGGACGCGGAGCGCUGGUGGCCUGUGUGUGGUCUGCCUCUUGCUGCCAUCCUUUCUCUCCUCUGAAUUUUGUUGUUGUUUUUCUGUUUUCCCUGGGAAUGCCCAGGCUCACUGGAUUGUCUGUAUUCAUACGUGAUUGUGCCAAGGGACUCAGCCUCAUGUAGCAUGUACAGAGGUACGACUCAGACCUUAGUGACCUGCAGAGAGCUCUCUCCCACUGACUUACGUGGCUUGUGUAGUCUGCUUUUCUCUUCAGACCGACCUGGCCCCUUUUCCCACCUGCAGCUCUAUUCCAUGUAAGUUGCCAGCAGAUUCCCCGAGUAGUGGGGUGUGCGAUGGUUUCGGCGUGGCGUCUUCAGUGUGACGGGACGGUCUGACUUCACUGCGGGGAUGAUGUGUGUAGCCAUUGGAAGAACCCUCCUUACAACAUACUUCUGUGUCGCCGAUUUUGCUUAUGCUCAAAAGAGGCAAGACCAACAACAGCUGAGAGAGAAAAGGGUACAGAAGUGUUGGGGAGCUGGGACCACCAGCUGCCCGGAACUCUAGGUGUGUAAAGGAGACAGGAAGAUCUGUGAAGAUGGGAACUCUAGAGGAAGCAGGAGAAAAGACAUCGGAUCUGGGGUAAGUAAGCUCUGGCCUAACUCGAUGGGAAAUAAGUGAACAGUCUUGAGGGCCAUUCCCACCAUCCAGCUCUUACCAGGUCUAAUCUCGGGUUCCUAGAGGCAAUAAGACUAAGGGAAUUUGCAGGGAGGGCAUGGGUGUGGCUUUAGGUAGGGAGUGUUGGAAUGGUAUGGGAACUGGCAAACGGAAGGCCAGGGUAAUUCCCUAUUUGUGUGUGUGUGUGUGUGUGUGUGUGUGUGUGUGUGUGUGUGUGUGUGUGUUUUAAGGAAAUAUGUGAUGAUUUGCCCCUGCUCUCUUGUUUUCUAACCCUCGCCCUCCAAAAUGGCCAUUAGGAAAACUGACCCAGAAUUAAUUUAGAUCCGGGUUCUCCUCCCCAGCAAAUCUUCCUUCCUCCUUUCCUUCUUCCUCCACCCCUCCACCCAUGCCAUGGUUUCCCCUGGCCACUCCCAACAUGGUGGAGGAAAGGCAGGCCUGACCAGGUGCCAUUCCCCCCCAGCUUUACCCAGUGAUAGUGGUGCAGGUCUGUCGGGUUCCAGCCAAUUGUAGUGGGAGAACACUCUCACCCCUACUGUGUAGGUGGAGCGGCUGGCACAGAUGUAAUGAUUAGCUUUGCAUUCUAUCCUUCCUCUGCUCCUCAGCCCAAAAGGAGGGGUGAUCUGUGUCUAGCAAUUGGCGAAGCGGGUGGAAACAUCCUCUGCUCUGCACCUGAAUCACUCUUCUCCAUUCCAGGGUCUCCUACCUCUCAUCUAGUUCCCUUAAGAUACUGCCUAGUUUGUCUCAUCCUAAUCUUUUCUUCGGGGGGGACGGGGGACUAUCUUAGGGACAGGGAGAAUGCAGAAGCGACAGGACUACAAGCAUCCCUGAGACUUGGGGGACUGGAUCUGAAGGAGGAAUGGCAGGAUGAAGAAUUCCCUCGAUUGCUUUCUGAAGAGGCUGACCCUUCCAAAAAUGCUGCCGAUCCUAAAAGUGACUCACAGGCCGGUACCCCCAGCACGUUAGCCCUGUGUGGCCAGCGCCCCAUGCGUAAGCGUCUUUCUGCCCCAGAGUUGCUGCUGAAUUUGACAAAAGGGCCUGGAGACCAUGGAGCUUCUCCUCCCCGCUCUGUACCUUCCUCUCCCAGUGGCAGUUCUGACCUGGAAGUAGACGAUUUAGAGACACCGUCCGACUCGGAGCAGCUGGACAGCGGACAUGAGUUUGAAUGGGAAGACGAGCUGCCCCGGGCAGAGGGCCUCGGGGCCACUGAGGCAGCUGAAAGGCUGGGCCAGGGUUGUGUGUGGGAUGAGGCUGGUGAAAGUGGUCAUCGCUGGAGGGUGUUCCGAACUGGCCAGCGGGAGCAGCGAGUGGACAUGACAGUCAUUGAACCCUAUAAGAAGAUCCUUUCCCACGGAGGUUACCAUGGUGAUGGCCUCAAUGCUGUCAUCCUCUUUGCUUCCUGUUAUCUACCCAGAGGCAGCAUCCCCAACUACACCUAUGUCAUGGAACACUUGUUUAGGUACAUGGUGGGAACCCUGGAGCUGCUGGUAGCUGAGAAUUAUGUGCUUGUUCACCUGAGUGGAGGCACCAGCAGGGCCCAAGUUCCACGUCUGAGCUGGAUACACCGGUGUUACCGGACUCUGGACCGGCGGCUCCGGAAAAACCUGCGCACCCUGGUGGUUGUCCAUGCCACGUGGUCCAUGAAGGCGCUCCUGGCGCUGCUUCGGCCCUUCAUCAGUUCCAAGUUUACACGCAAGAUCCGUUUUCUGAACAGCCUGGGAGAGCUGAGCCAACUCAUCUCCUUGGAUCAGAUCCACAUCCCUGAAGCUGUCAGACAGCUGGACCAGGAUCUGCAUGGCUCCGGAGGAACCUAGCGUAGGACCGGAAUAAAGGGCCUUAGAACUAAGCAAAGAUACCCAUCUUCCUGCACCAAACCCUGAAACCUGAGCUCUUGUGUAAACAUCUUUUUCACCCCCAGGACCCCUGGAUCUUCACAUCUCAGUGGGUGUCAUUCCUUCCAUGACCCUGCCUUCAAAGCAGGGCUGGUCUGGAACCUGAUCUGCUGGGUGACUUUUAUUUCAGAAGUGGGGGUCCAUAGGGUGGCAUUUGGUAUGCGAAGUGCAAGGCUGUGGUUCUGAGUCCUGCUUUAGCUGUAGAACCGUUGUCUCGGAGCCAUCUCGUCUUCUGUAGACGAAAGAGCUGCAGUCCUUUCCACCUGGGUAGCCUGGCAGUGAAGGUGAAGGUGAAGGGUGGUGGAUGGGAAGGGCAGGGCCAGGAGUCCCUCCCUAAAUCUGGGAGAGCCGUACGCCCCCCUUUCCUUCUUAGCUCUGUCUGCUGCCUAUGAGCCUGGGGAGGCGUGUUUUCAAAGCCUGUUCUUCUGUCCUGUGUGGUCGACUCAGACCUGUAGCGGUGAAUAAACUGCGAUGAGAGGUUUAAGCUCUGCGCCGAGGAAGUGAACUCUUUCCCAGGAUCCUUGCAUCAGGAUCCGUCUGUCGGCGGAGCUCUUGUUGCGGGGGUUCCCAGGAUUUUUAGCCGAGCCCCUGGGGCCGCGGGAGCCACGGGCAGAGGGCCUGGGGGCGGGGGUGGGGGCGUGGCGCGCGCAUCAGAGCUCCCCUCCCCCGCGGGCCUCAGUUCUAACGACCCGGUGGGUCCAGAGCCGAAGGGAGGGAGAGCAGAUAGGAGUCCCGGCCUCGGCCACUGGCCUCCCUCC
Messenger RNA from Hipposideros armiger (great roundleaf bat), 4206 nucleotides. RefSeq names its product BCL2 interacting protein like (gene BNIPL). The record is from RefSeq and is a predicted model, not a curated record. Lineage: Eukaryota; Metazoa; Chordata; Mammalia; Chiroptera; Hipposideridae. Gene Ontology annotation, cellular component: cytoplasm. Gene Ontology annotation, biological process: apoptotic process. Bases 2123 to 3370 code for a protein of 415 amino acids. The transcript has 11 exons.